ACUUGAAACAUAUCUAAUUUAAUUAAUUUUCUUAGAUAUUUUUCACUAAUAUGUACUUAAAAUUGUAUAAAUAAACAUAAUAUAUAAAUCUGGACGAAUGAAUAAAUUAUCUAGUUCUAUCGCUCAUCAAGUCAAUUUCUCAUUUGAAACCAUAAUUAUUGCCGAAUAAAAUUACAAGCAUGAUGCAACCAUUGAGAUGUUGGUUAUUGUUAUCGUUGAUAACAUUCAUCGUGAUUGAAACGAAAAAAGCACCCGAAGGUUGCUUUCGUGCCGCCGUUCUUGAUCAUGUUCAUCAAACAAAUGUUCGCCAAUUAUCCGAUUUCGCCAAGAUAAUAGAAUUGAAUUUCAAAGUCUAUGAAGACGCAGCUGCCUUAGCUAAAAAACAAGGUGCCGAUAUUAUCGUUUUUCCCGAAGAUGGUCUCAUCUAUAAUAUUGCUUCACGUGAAAAAGCUGACGAAUUCGCUUCGGAUAUUCCCGAUGGUGAAACAAAUGCAUGUACACUGGAAACAAAGUCUGUGUAUAAUCGGUUAGCAUGUCUAGCUCAAAAACAUGAAAUAUUCGUUGUAGCAGAUUUGAUUGAUCGAAAAUCAUGCGAAGAAUUAGGCAUUAGCAACACAUCAGAUUCUUGCCCUGCUGAUAAAAAAUUUUUAUUCAAUACGGCCGUCUUGUUCGAUCGCCAAGGUAAACUCUUGGGACGUUAUCACAAAAUGCAUUUGUUCGGUGAGAUGACCAUGAAUAUUCCACCGAAACCAGAAUUACUGGUCAUCGAUACAGAAUUAGGACGGCUUGGUAUGCAAAUAUGUUUCGACAUGAUCUUUAAGACGCCCGGACAUUUUCUAGCAGAACAAAACAAAUUUGAUACCAUGCUUUUUCCGACGUGGUGGUUUGAUGAAGCCCCAAUGUUAUCUUCUAGUCAAUAUCAAAUGGCAUGGGCCUUUGGUAACAAUGUCACAUUAUUAGCUUCAAACAUUCAUCGUGUCGAGCUGGGCUCACGUGGCAGUGGUAUUUAUGUUGGACCACAUCAAACACUAGCUACAGCAUUAUACGAUGAUUCUGUUGAACGUUUAGUUUUGGCAAAUGUUCCCAUCAAGCCCCGAGAAACGGAUAAAUCUGUUUGUCCUUUGGAUAGCGAAAUUAUUGAAGUACCUCAACAGAUUCCGAUUCCAAAUUCUGUAAAAUACCAUCAUCUUAACAUGAAUCUUUUGGAUGUAACAUUAGUGGAAUUAUCUUCAAAAGAUUCUGAAUUUCAUAUCUGCUAUAAAGGUGUUUGUUGCCAGAUUGAAUACCGUUUAGCUGUGAAAGAUCAACCGCGGGAGUCAUGGGUGGAUCGUGUACCAUUAUUAGCAAAUAUGCUUGAAUAUUUUACUCCCGAAGAACGUUACUAUUUAAUGGUGGCUAAUCGUACGCGACCAGGUACUUAUCGUUGGACUGAAGAGAUUUGUGCCGUUGUUGUCUGUCCAUCAUCACGUUGGAACAUUGGAAAAGUGGAAAAAGAUUGUUCACAAUUUGGUUCAAAUCAAGAACUUAAUUCUCGAUUCGUUUACGCAAAACUAAGAGGAGCAUUUAGUGAAAGUACUGCCGUAUAUCCCAGUGCCGUUGGUCCUAAAAAUCAGCUCAUUAAUCCUGAAAAUAAAUGGAAAUAUUGGAAAGUAAAUGUACCGGAUAAACCUGAACAUUUCGUUGAAUUAGGUGCCAAAGACAAUCCGGAAAGUAAAGCUAUUGAAUUAAGCACAUUAGCUUUAUAUGGUCGAAAUUAUGAUCUUGACCCAACGUACAAACAAAAACCAGUUCCAAUCAAUUUGUGAUGGUUAAUUAUAUUUGCUCGUGAUAUUUUCAUGUGUUGGAUUCUAAUAAUCUACGAUAAAAUCAAUGCUAUUUUGAACUAAACAAAUUUUUCAAAUAAUAAAUGAAAUAAAAUUCUGUUAUAUGUUUUA
Molecule: messenger RNA, 1934 nt
Organism: Dermatophagoides farinae (American house dust mite)
Lineage: Eukaryota; Metazoa; Arthropoda; Arachnida; Sarcoptiformes; Pyroglyphidae
Product: pantetheinase
Source: RefSeq, a predicted model, not a curated record